Messenger RNA from Orbicella faveolata, 1128 nucleotides. RefSeq lists its product as uncharacterized. Gene Ontology annotation, cellular component: nucleus; chromosome. The record is from RefSeq and is a predicted model, not a curated record. Gene Ontology annotation, biological process: DNA damage checkpoint signaling; cellular response to ionizing radiation; recombinational repair. Lineage: Eukaryota; Metazoa; Cnidaria; Anthozoa; Scleractinia; Merulinidae.
AUUUGGUUUUUACCUUUGUUCUGGUGCAUGGAACUGUAUCAUAAUGUAGAUAAAUAAAGGUAAUAGCAAAUUAUAAUUGAACCACAACAUACAUGCAUAAGUGCAAUUUACAAAAGUGAGAGUAGCACAAUAAAAAUGUAAGAUAAAGAAAAUAAUACCUCUAGAUAUCCUUUUUUGAGAAAUAUUUCAGCCAGCGUAUAGAGCACAAUAAGAAGAGCAAUAAUGUAAUAUAUCGAGCCAAUUCUUCGAUCUCUGAUAAUAACAAGCUUGUAGGUUAUGUAGUGCAACAACGACAUGUUGCAAAUCGGUGGAAACUGGUGCAAGAGUAGGCCGGAAGUGCCGGAAGUGCAAGCUCGGCACUUCCGCUACGAGAGCGAGGCUUCGAAAGCCCCUAUUCGUUUUGAACAGCGGUUAUUUAUAGCGGAAAUUUCAAAAUUUCCAAUAUGGCGGCGGAGAAGAAAAAGAGACGAAAGCGAAGAGAUUCAAUUAGCGCUCUGAAACCACCAUUAGAUUUUAUUGAGAGUCCUUUGAAUGGGCAAAAGUACUACUGCACUCCUGUCCAGGCUGCAAGAAGGCCAUUUCUGGCGGCAUCUUUGCCUGUAGAUGAUGAAGUGUCUAUGAAAUGGGUUUCACCACAAUUUCCAAAUCAAGUGGAUGAUGAAGACCUAUUGGCUUUGAUAAGGCCAAACAAAAAGUCGAGAAGAAGGGGGAAAAAGCAAGAAAAUGAUCAAAGUGUUCCUGAGGAAUUAUUAAGCUUAAAUAAACAUCUGUAUGCAGCACUGGAAUUCAAUUGUAAAAGCAACGCUUCGAAAUCUGGAUGCAAGGAAGUCAACACGAACACUGAGAGACCAUGCAGGAGAUCUCAAAGACUUCAACUUAAAGAACUAAAGAAGACUCAUUUCUUGUUUCAAGCACCUCAAGUGGCAACUCCAGUGAACAAGAGAGGAGAAGUUGUUCUUGCAUAUGAAACACCUGAUCAAGAACUUUUUAUGAAAGUUAAACAAAGACAGUCCAGAAUCAAACACGGGGAGAUAACAUAGAUUGAUUUUCUUCUCGAAUCCUUCUUCAAACUCACCAAGUUUCGGCAAAUAAUAAAUUAAUGCACCUAUCAAUGUUAAGCUCCAGCAA